CGCACCGCUUGUCAAGCCGUGCUGUGGUGGCAUCCCAUAUAAAGUAGAGGAGGAUGGGCAUGGAUAUUAGCCCAGGGCCAGUCUUCCUCAGCAAAAAAAAAAAAAAAAGAGGAAGAUUGGCAGAUGUUAGCUCAGGGCUGAUCUUCCUCACACACACAAAAAAGGAACAGAUUAAUAUUGAUAACAAUAGCUGUCACUUAUUGAGAUCCUACUGUGCACAAAGGCAUUUCUAAACCUCACAAAGAAGGUAAUAGCAGUAACCACAUUUUUUAAAGAACAAAAAAUAAGACACAUGAGAGUUAAUUGUGACAUCAAUAGGAAGCAUUAAGUCACAGAAUUAAGGUUGUUUGAGUUGAAAACCCAUGUCUUAAUCAUUAUUGCAGAGUUAUUAGAAUGAAGGAAGUAUGGAGAUUACCAAAGGAAAGACCUUCAAUGCCUUGUUUGUUUUAGAAGAGUCAUAUCAAGGAAGAAAUUGGUUUAUGUCCAUAGAUUUGAAUAAGAGAAUGAGAACCAGUGAGUAGGAGUUAAAAAGAGAGAAUGAUUUCUGCUAAAUUACAGAAUGUCUGAAUGAUUACACACACUUAAAAUGUAAGUGGGCUACCACUUGGCUGAGUGAAUAACUUACUUUGGAAAGACUCAACUGAGGGCAAAGUUUGUCCACCUAGAGGUGGAAUUAAGAGGUGCUGACUGGCUCAGUUGUCAGUUGGCUAUUCACUGAACAUUGCGUUUGCCUCCUUUUUCUGAAGACACACCAGCUAUAUGGAAUCAGGAAACCACACGGAAAUAUCAGAAUUCCUCCUCCUGGGUCUCUCAGAGGAUCCUGAACUGCAGCCCCUGCUCUUUGGACUGUUCCUGUCCAUGUACCUGGUCACUGUGGUUGGGAACCUACUCAUCAUCCUGGCCAUCAGCUCUGACUCCCACCUCCACACCCCCAUGUAUUUCUUCCUCUCCAACCUGUCUUUUGUAGACAUCUGCUUCAUCUCUACCACUGUCCUGAAGAUGCUAGUGAACAUCCAGACACAGAACAGAAAUAUCUCCUACAGAGGAUGUCUCACUCAGAUGUAUUUUUUUAUGGUUUUUGGUGGAAUGGAUAAUUGUCUCCUGACUGUGAUGGCCUAUGACCGGUUUGUGGCCAUCUGUCACCCGCUGUGCUACAUGGUUAUCAUGAACCCACGCUUCUGUGGCCUCUUGGUUCUGAUAUCUUGGGUCAUUAUUUUCUGUAUCUCCCUCCUUCAUAUUCUACUGAUGGUGCAGCUGACCUUCUGUAUAGGCACUGAAAUCCCACAUUUCUUCUGUGAACUGGCUCAGGUUCUCAAAUUAGCCUGCUCUGACACCUUCAUCAAUGACAUCUCCUUGUAUGUGGCCACUGCAUUGCUGUGCGUGUUUCCUCUGACUGGGAUACUCUUUUCCUACUCUCAAAUUGUCUCCUCCUUAAUGAGGAUGGCCUCAACUGAGGGCAGGUAUAAAGCAUUUUCCACUUGUGGGUCUCACCUCUCUGUGGUCUCCUUGUUCUAUGGGACAAGCAUGGUGGUCUACCUCAGUUCUGCUGUGACCCGUUCUUCCCAGAGAAGCUCGAUCGCCUCAGUGAUGUACACCAUAGUCACCCCCAUGCUGAACCCCUUCAUCUACAGCCUGAGGAACAAGGAUGUGAAGAGGGCCCUGGGAAGGCUCCUCAGACAAGCAACCUCUUGCCUGUGAUCAUCACUGGCCUCAGAACUAGUUGGACGUUGUGGGCCCCAAAGGCAAAUGUUGCAAACUUAAAUCUCCUGGUUAUUUUUCUCCCCUAAAACAAAUACUUGAUUUCUUCAAUUCCGAGAGCACCUAUGACUUCAAUUUUAUUUGUAUGAUGUGUUAAUUUCUCCCUAACAAUUCUCCUCAGUAAUCCGUUUUUGACUUUUCUUGCUUAUGUGCUGUCCAUUGAAGUUGCAUGUUUCGUCAGCUUUUUUGCCACAAUUCUUCAUAUUUCUAACUUUAGAUUUAAAGUAUUUAUCAUGUCAAGUGCUGACGUGGUUUCCCCCAAGA
This is a messenger RNA of Diceros bicornis minor, 2022 nucleotides long. Its product is annotated as olfactory receptor 7D4-like. Gene Ontology annotation, biological process: G protein-coupled receptor signaling pathway. Lineage: Eukaryota; Metazoa; Chordata; Mammalia; Perissodactyla; Rhinocerotidae. The coding region runs from base 760 to 1698 and encodes 312 amino acids. Gene Ontology annotation, cellular component: membrane. The transcript has a single exon. The record is from RefSeq and is a predicted model, not a curated record. Gene Ontology annotation, molecular function: G protein-coupled receptor activity; olfactory receptor activity.